This is a messenger RNA of Perca fluviatilis (European perch), 4123 nucleotides long. RefSeq names its product regulator of telomere elongation helicase 1 (gene rtel1). The record is from RefSeq and is a predicted model, not a curated record. Gene Ontology annotation, biological process: telomeric loop disassembly; negative regulation of DNA recombination; DNA recombination. The transcript has 34 exons. Lineage: Eukaryota; Metazoa; Chordata; Actinopteri; Perciformes; Percidae. Gene Ontology annotation, molecular function: DNA helicase activity; DNA polymerase binding; hydrolase activity, acting on acid anhydrides, in phosphorus-containing anhydrides. Gene Ontology annotation, cellular component: nucleus. Bases 261 to 3887 code for a protein of 1208 amino acids.
UGGACUGAGAGCAGAGAGCUGGCGCCAAGCUUCAGCAUGUUCAGAGAGAGUUGAGCAGGUUACUGCGUUGACUUUAACUACUUUUCGCUGCGGUUUAAGACAGUCUGUGUUAACUCUUAACGUUACACUUUUCACCCAUGUAAACGUCUUUGACAGACAACCUGGAGCUACUAGGAAUUGUCGCAAAGUGCGUCAUUUUUUUUUAGCACUAACGUUACGUUAGUUUUGCGGCAGCUGAUUUACUAGCUAAGUUGCACACAAUGCCUUCACUCUCUCUCGAUGGAGUGACAGUGAAUUUCCCUUUUCCUCCAUAUGACUGUCAGGUGGACUACAUGAACAAAGUGAUCGAGUGUCUUAAGAAGAAGCACAAUGGGGUCCUGGAGAGUCCCACAGGUACUGGUAAAACUCUGUGCCUGCUGUGUGCCACCCUGGCCUGGAGAGAGUCCUUCAAGGACAACAUCUCUGCACGCAAGAUAGCCGAGAGGCUAGGCGGGGAGGAGAUGUUCCCAAAAACACCUCUGUCAUCCUGGGGGACGGCUGCUACGGACGGUGACACGCCAACCUACUACACCGAUGUUCCCAAGAUCAUAUACGCAUCCAGGACGCACUCUCAGCUGGCGCAGGUUAUCAACGAGUUAAAGAACACGUCAUAUAGGCCAAAGGUGUGUGUGCUGGGUUCAAGAGAGCAGCUGUGUAUCAACCAGGAAGUCAUGCGUCAGGAGAGCAACCACGUCAAGGUCCAUAUGUGCAGAGCAAAAGUCUCCACCAGGUCAUGUCUCUUCUACAAUAACGUUGAAGAGAAGAGCACUGACAGAGACUUGGCGAAUAAUAUCCUCGACGUGGAAGACUUGGUCAAAUUCGGCAACAAACAGAGGGUCUGUCCUUACUACCUCUCCCGAUCCUUGAAGCAGCAAGCAGACAUCAUUUUUAUGCCGUACAACUACCUGCUGGAUCCAAAGAGCCGCAGAGCGCACAACAUCGAGCUAAACGGAGCUGUGGUCAUCUUUGAUGAAGCUCACAAUGUGGAGAAGACGUGUGAAGAAUCAACAUCCUUUGACCUGACUCCCUACGACGUAGCCUCGGCCAUCACUGCUGUGGACCGGCUGCUGGUGGAGCAGGCUAAAGAAGUCAGCCACGGAGACUCUGUCCAAGACUUCAACGUAGAGUCGCUCAACUCGGGUUUUAAAAUGACCGUAGAGACCAUUGCUAAAAUCAAACCGCUGUGGAGGAGGAGUGAGUUGAAUAUGGGUUUUUGUAAUGCAGUGUCUUGUGUCUGUCUCAGCUUCAUCUAUGAGCUGUUAGAGAGAGCCCACCUGACCUACAAGAGCAAGACGGAGGUCUACGAAGCUCUGGAGCAGAUCACUGGAUACUUGGCAGGACAGCAAGGAGUGUUCCUGAACACAACGGGACUGCAGAAGCUUGCUAAUAUCAUCCAGCUGGUGUUCUGCGGUGAGCCGUCAGAAGAGGAGCGACAGCAGCAGAUGGAGUCCAACACGGCUUAUUUUAAGGUUCACAUCCAUCGAGACAACAGCCAUCACAAGAAAACGGCGAGCGCCGACGCGUGGGCGGCAUCUUCAACAAAGAAACAAGGCAACAUUCUGAGUUACUGGUGCUUCUCUCCGGGCUUCAGCAUGCAGGAUCUGGUGAAUCAAGGUGUUCGCUGCAUCAUUCUGACCAGCGGGACCCUCUCGCCGCUCGCCUCCUUCACCUCUGAGAUGAGGAUAAAGUUCCCCGUGACUCUGGAGAACAGCCACGUGAUCGAGCGGGACCAGAUCUUCGUCGGCAUCAUCGAAAGCGGCCCGGACGGCGUGCAGCUGAGCUCAGCGUUUGAUAGGAGGUUUCUUCCUGAAAACAUGGCGUCUUUAGGCAGCACUGUUGCCAACCUGAGCCGCGUGGUCCCUCACGGUCUCCUCGUGUUUUUCCCCUCCUUCCCGUUAAUGGAAAAAACCCUGGACUUCUGGAGAGCUAACGGACACGCAGAUCGCAUCGAGAACGUCAAACCCAUGUUUGUCGAACCCAAAGGAAAGGGCAACUUCAAUGAGGUUAUUGACGGAUAUUACAACAAAGUCAACGAUCCGACAUCCAAAGGAGGAACUUUCUUUGCUGUGUGUCGCGGGAAGGCGAGCGAGGGUCUGGAUUUCGCGGACACCUUUGGUCGUGGUGUGAUCAUCACGGGCCUCCCGUUCCCUCCCAGGAUGGACCCCCGAGUCGUCCUGAAGAUGCAGUUCCUGGAUGAGAUGAGUCGGAAGAAAACUCCCGGGGUCAAGUACCUGUCUGGACAGGAGUGGUACAGACAGCAGGCUUUCAGAGCUGUGAACCAGGCCAUCGGUAGAGUCAUUCGCCACAAGGAGGACUACGGAGCCAUCUUGCUGUGUGAUCAGAGGUUCAAAGGCUCUAAUGCCCGGGCUCAGCUUCCGUCCUGGGUCAGGCCGUAUGUGCGUCUGUAUGCCGGCUUUGGGAACGUAAUCCGGGACGUCUCGCAGUUCUUCAGGGUCGCGCAGAAAAUGAGGCCUGUGGUAGAGAAGAAGUCUGCAGCAGAAAGCUGUGAGACCGAGUCUUUACCCAACACUCUCCAGUCCCCUGGCUUCACUUCCUGCUCCUCCUCCCAAAGCUCCCACCCCCAGAAGGCCAAGGUGCUGGACGCCCACCUUCCCAGCCUGAAGAGGAGGAAACUCAACGAACACUCUGGAGCCAAUGGGAUGGCCAGGAUCUGUAUCGAGUACGAGUGUGAGCCGCAGGAGAGCCAGAAGAGACCAGCCAACCUGCUGGACGCUCUGGACCAAGGGGACCAUCGCAGGGAGGACGAUGACUCCGCUGUGGGAGAAGAGAAGGCAGACCGUCUGUCCACCCUGUCCCUUCAGUGUGACAAGAGGAUGGACGAUGAGUUGCGCGGAGGAAAACGUAAAAUCAAACUGGUCCAAGAACAGAGGUCGAGCGCGUCGGGGGCCGUCCCUGAGCGCGGGACAGCCAGCAGGGUGAAGGACUUCCUGGCCGAGAUGAAGACGUCCCUGAGCCGGUGUAGCUUUGACCGCGUCAUAAAGGCGCUGCAGACCUACAAGAAGACGGACGACCUGGACGUCCUGCUGGCUGAGACGGCCGUCCUAACCGAGGACGCCAAUACUCACGGCCUGCUGCGGGGCCUCUACCAGUUCAUCCGCCCCCACCACAAGAAGAGGUUUGAUGAGAAGUGCCGGCAGCUGACGGGGAAGGGCUGCGGAUACAAGCCUGAUCACUCGCUCUCUGUGGACGAGAAGAAAGCCCUGAUGCUGCAGGGCGCUGCAGCCAGUCAGCCUGUUGGGGGUCCAGGCUCCGCCUGCAGUCAGCUCAACACACAGCAGCUCAACAAAGGAGGACACCACCUAAACCAGCACGGACUGACACAACCUCACACUGCUGCAGCCAGUCAGCCUGUUGGGGGUCCAGGCUCCGCCUGCAGUCAGCUCAACACACAGCAGCUCAACAAAGGAGGACACCACCUAAACCAGCACGGACUGACACAACCUCACACUGCUGCUGCUCCAAACAGUGACGGCCCCGCUACCUUUCUGGCUGAUGUGAAAAAAGCCGUCGGAGCAGAAAAGUCAGCUCAGCUCUUCCAGGCCAUUCAGAGCUACAAGAAGUCCGACAACUAUGAAAACCUGGUGACCACGGUGGUGGGCUUAUUCACAGAGAGAGACGAGGACUUCAGCCUUCUAGUCCGAUUUGGCAUGUUUAUUCCCGCUCGCCAUAAGAAGCAGUACAAAGAGAUGGUGGAUGCUUUGAUCGGUAACUCCGUCUCUGGCGCUGAGGUUCCUGCUGUGAGUGAAGACCAGCAAAGACAAGCUUCAUCAUCACCGAAGAUGCAAAGCAAGCUCUCCAGCUUUUUCUCAAACAGCCAAAGAAAGUAGAAUCUGAGUUACGAUAGCGUCCAUGUAUUUAUAAACCGCUCGUAACGGAUACUGCUGACAAAACUAUGCACAAGCCAGGCUCUGUUCUGGGCCAGUGUAAUGUAAUUGUAAUUGUAAAUAAGGUGCGGUUUUCAAUUGUUUUGUAUGAAAUGAAUUUCAUGACAAUGUAAUAUGGAGGAAUAUUAUGUUUAUAUGAAGUUUUUAAAUGUCUUCAGCUAAUUAAAUUUAUGAAAGUA